UCGCUUUGGAUUAUCACAAAACAAAAUAUCAUUGAAACAAGUUCGAGGGAAGUGGAAGUAUUUUAACUAGACGGUAACAUUGUGAGAUUGCUAGAGAAUGAAAGCUAUCCGAAACUGGUUGGCGGAAAAGCCAGUCGAUGGCACAGUCAUUUCAACAGGAGCUCAACUCAAAUCUGCACUUCGUGAUUGUGGCUAUGAACACUGCUCAGAGGUCGAGAGAGAAAUUCUUGAGGUAUUAGCAAGUUUCAAAGGUCUUUCAAUCAUUGUGGAUACUUACGUUUCCAAUAUUGGGGAUGAGAAACAGAUGAUAUGUCUUGAUGGAACUAUACCAGUUCAAUAUAAAGGCCAAUUUUAUAAUGUUCCGAUUCGAUUUUGGUUUUCGUUAGCCCAUCCAUCUUACCCACCACUCGUCCAAGUAAAACCAACUCCGAGUAUGUCAAUCAACGUUGGCACAAACAUUGACAGUGCUGGUGUGGUGAAAAGCCGGUACCUAGAAAAAUGGAAUAGGGAAACCUCAGACCUGGCUUGCCUUAUUCAAAUUCUUUGUGCAGAGUUUUCUGAAAGGAUCCCAGUUUACAGUAUCCCUGUCAGACGUGAUUCUGGAGAAGCAUUCUUCGAGUGUCGUUCUUCCCGAGAAACCGGUAGGCCUUCAGCGGUUACUGGUACCCAUUCCACUGAAAGUGAUAAAACUUCUGCAAGCACUGGCACUAGCUCAGAGCUGAUUUCUUCAAGAAAGAUGGAAACACCUUCAGCAGCGACUGGUGCACCUUCAACAGCGCCUGGUGCACCUUCAACAGCGCCUGGUGCAACUUCAAUAGCGACUGGAACACCUUCCAUGGCUUCAAUAGGCCGUGGCCUACCAUCAGAAGCGACUUUUAAAGAUUCAAACGAGGCAAGAUCAGCUUCAGUUGAGGCUAGUACAACAUCAUCCGAUAUCUACACCAAACGUCGCGAGGCUUUGAAAUUAAUUGCAAAUGAUCUGCUGCAGAAAACGCUUAUUCUUUCUGAUCAAACAGAGUCUCUCUUGAGAGUGCUUGAGACAUCUAGAGACGAGUUAGAUGAAGAAACUCUGAGCAUUCGUUGUCUAGAUCGACUUGAGAGUGAAAUAGAAACUGUCGAGGAAUGGGAAAAAAGUUUAGAAAAGAAGCUUGAGGAAAAUGCGGUCCUUACGGAAGCGUUCAGGAAGGAUGUCGAAAAAUUCAACACCCCUCGUGUCAAUAGAAAACCAUACCAAGAGUGGACGAAUGAUGACGUUUGCCGCUGGUUUCAUGAAAUCGGAAUGGGUGAAUAUGCACCGGCCUUGAGAGAACACAAAAUCAAAGGCAUACAUCUACCAAAUUUGAGCAAAGAUGAUUUGAUUGAGUUAGGCAUUACGAAGCUCGGGCCUAGAGUGACUGUUGACGAGCAGAUCAACAAACUUUGCAACGAUUUCUCCAACAUCAUGUGAACGAAUGCCUGCCAAAAUUUCCUUUUGUAAAAUUUACUUCUUAAAUUUCCUAGUGAUAAUCUUUGUGUAUAGAAUUGCAACUCAUCCACGCCGUUUUGAUAUUAGCUUAUAAUUUGAAUAUAAAAUUAGUUUAUUUUGAUUUAUGAAAAUCUAAAUUGCGAUGCUAAUGAAGAACCCUAAAUAUUAUUUCUAGUAAAGGUCGGUUUCCACUUAAGGCGCCCGGUUCGCGCGACUUUGGCAAAGGCGAAUUGGCGAACGCGACCAGUCGCUCAGUAGUUGAACUACUCGGCGAAUGGUCGCCCGGUACGAAUCAAGUGGAAACCGGCCUUAAGGAUCAUGAUUAAUGCUGUCAAAUCAUAUGCCAUUUUGAUUCUUGAUCGUGAGCUUUAGAUCGUUGUGUAGUUUAAUUUUAGGUGAUGGUGGCGAGAAUCGAACUAUCUAAGAUUAAAAGCACUGGGUUUUGUUAUAGUUGACGUUUAAAAAUAAUUCGAAUGAAGUUUGUGACGUGUUAUACAAAGAAGUCAAUCAGACAUGAUUUCUUUAAUUCCUUGUAGAGUAUGUUUUAUUUUAAACAUAUCAGUAAAUACCUGAUACAGCAGAGAACCCUUAUUUUGUACAAAAGACAAGUAAUUUUCAGACGAGACAUCAAGCAUCAAUUUCUGAAAGCCUGCUUUGUCUUUGAUACAAUCUAAGAUUGUCAAAAAAGUCGCGCGUGCAAGAUCUACAUCCCACGUGCAAGAUCUACGUCUCACAAACAGUCCUCUGAGUUCGUAAACACAAAGAUUACGAAAAGACCAUAAAAAUUCGCAAAUACGGUUUCUUACGUUAUUACGCGAGAUUACGGGUGCGACUUAAUUAAAAUUAGGGGAGAUUAAUUAAGGAAUUUUUGGCGGUACAGGACUUGAAAAUGGCUUUCAAAAAACAAACAUUUUACACCAUAUUGGCUAAAAGCUUUUUCGUCUGACACUCCUCCGAGCAUUAAACGUCAGAAAAAGGGUACGAAAGAACACGAUGAAAAAUGUAUACCCAGUUGUGGAUUGAAAUAGGUCAAUCAGAAAAACGCAAGCACAAGACCGGUAUAGUUGACCAAACAGUGCCGCGUGUCUAAGGAAAAAUUACCAAUUGAGUCCAAGAGAGAAAACGAACUCCUUCUGUCUACUCAAUGGCGGCUUUUUCGUUUAUAUGUAGAUCGAUUCCAAAACUGCUAGAGGGAAAGACCACCGGGCUUUGCCAAUUAUCCAAAACAUGUCGUCAUUAUAGAGUUUAGCACAAUCUGGGUUAUCUAAAAGAUGUUGACCGAUGGCAGAAUCGUGUUUGUGGACCUACAAGAUCGAGGAGGCAGUUUUGCUUCUUAUGUUGGAAGGAACAUGUUGUUUUAUCCUAUCCCCCAAUCUUCGAGCUGUGCAUCCUACGUAGCCAGAGUGGUACAUCACUUCAUAAACAACGGAACUUUUUGGCAGGUAGGAACGUAAUCCUUUUGUAGAAUGUUUGCUUUUUUCAAAGCCAUUUUCAAGAUAUUUUUCAAAAAAUAUAUUACAUAACCUUUGCCUCAAAUUAUCAGGCACGUGCUGCGCAAGUCAACAACGUAAGACAAAAAAAAUAAAUCGUAAAUUUUGGAUUGCCAAAUUUAAGGCACGAGUAAAGAAAGGGAUGCAAAAUUUAAGGUGUGUUUUUAAAAGAGAUUUGUGAAAUGGCAUUCCUUAAUUGAGUCAAACCCAUAAUUUCGCGUAAUAAGGCAUGUCUUCAGAAAUUAAAUUUAGAUAGACAAUCCGCUGAUGAUAUAUUUGUUUUUGGGAAUUUUAUUCGCAAAUCCAGUAUCAAAAUCCUAAAGAUCUCCCAACUCUGUCCUAAUUGUGAGAGUUCCAUGUUUCAACGGUCAUUAAGACAUGGGACUCUCACAAUCGUUGGGAGAU
Rhopilema esculentum is the source of this 3360-nucleotide messenger RNA. RefSeq lists its product as uncharacterized. Gene Ontology annotation, biological process: protein modification process; protein transport; endosome to lysosome transport. Gene Ontology annotation, cellular component: ESCRT I complex. The record is from RefSeq and is a predicted model, not a curated record. Gene Ontology annotation, molecular function: ubiquitin binding. Lineage: Eukaryota; Metazoa; Cnidaria; Scyphozoa; Rhizostomeae; Rhizostomatidae.